AUGGCGACCGGGUGGGCCGCCGCCGCUUCCGUGCGUGCGCUUAGGGCCCGCGGCCCCGCCUCUCGGCGAUUUGCCUCCGCCAGCGGCCGCUCCAGCAGCGCCGCCGGAGGCGUCCUCGCGGUGGCGGCGGCGCCAGCGGCGGCGGCGCUCCUAUCGUGGUCGCAGCUGAGGGCGGCAGAUCGCAGCGAGGCACCGGGCGGCCCGCGCCCCGCUCGCUCGCGGGCCCACGUCUCCCUGGCGGAGGGCGAGGAGGCCGAGCCGUCAUCGCGCCCCCCCGUCUUCCUCGAGGAGGGUGUGGCAGGUAGUCGCGGGCGGCGACAUCGGGAAGGCUGA
Prorocentrum cordatum is the source of this 333-nucleotide messenger RNA. Lineage: Eukaryota; Dinophyceae; Prorocentrales; Prorocentraceae. The record is from the annotation of a GenBank genome assembly.